Molecule: messenger RNA, 1800 nt
Organism: Fusarium coffeatum
Lineage: Eukaryota; Fungi; Ascomycota; Sordariomycetes; Hypocreales; Nectriaceae
Exons: 4
Coding region: 1-1800 (599 amino acids)
Biological process (GO): ubiquitin-dependent endocytosis
Cellular component (GO): cytosol; plasma membrane; cytoplasm
Molecular function (GO): ubiquitin protein ligase binding; protein-macromolecule adaptor activity
Source: RefSeq, a predicted model, not a curated record
AUGCCGUCUUUUAAGCCUUUCGCUUCCGUGACGGGGCGAAAUUCAUAUAGUCUUUUUGACAUUCGCUUGGACAGCGAUUUUAUCGUUUUCCGCGGAAGUGACCAUGAAUCGUCUGGUCAAAUACUCAAAGGCACACUAGUUCUGUGCCUUCAGUCAUCACUCAAGAUUGAAGAUGUCCGUCUAAGGCUCGUCGGAACUCUGCGCCAUGUUUGGGCUGACCCUAGAGGAACCGCACCCGGCGUUUCGGGACAAAAGGUUGACAAGACGACGACGAUCCUCGAGCACCGAUGGGCGCCUUUCAUAGGCACACAUGGGAAAAGCAUGACACUCCCUGCUGGAAACUACGAAUGGCCUUUCGAGUACAUGCUACCAGGCAAUAUGGCCGAAAGUGUUGAAGGAAUCCCCGAGGCAUCAAUUACUUACAAGCUGAGAGCGACAGUCGGACGUGGAAAGUUGGCAUACGAUCUACACGCAAACAAACACCUUCGAAUUAUUAGAACACUGGAGCCUGGUGCUCUUGAAUUCCUGCACGCCAUGAGCGUGGAGAACAUCUGGCCCAACAAGGUUGAUUACUCCAUCGUUAUUCCGCAAAAGGCUGUUGUCUUUGGGGGUUUGGUUACGAUGGAAAUGCGAUUUACACCGCUUCUCAAAGGUCUCGAAUUAGGAGAUAUCACAGCAAGGUUGAUGGAAGUCCGUGAAUGCUAUGUUCAAGGAUCCUCUUCCGGUUACGGCACGAAAGAGCACCGAACAGAACGCGAGGUAUCAAUGUGGAAGUUCUCAGCGUCAAGGGAGGAGCAUUGGCAAGAUAUGAUUGAGGAUACUGGCCAAGAAGGCUGGGCAUUGACCAAGAAACUCAACCUUCCCAAGAGAUUACGCCAAUGCAUUCAGGAUUUGAACCACCAUGGCAUCAAGGUUCGACAUAAGAUUAAGUUGACCGUUGCGCUCUGCAACCCUGACGGUCAUAUCUCUGAGCUUCGAGCAACUCUUCCCGUAUCCAUCUUUAUCUCACCCAAUAUGCCUCUUGACGAAGAAGGCAACUUGGUCGACCAGUCACCAACCACGCCUAACAAUGAGCGAGAACUUUCGACGAUCGCUCCUCCCGGAUAUGGAGAGCACGUCCUCGAUCAGCUGUACGAGGAUGUCGAUGUGAGCGGCUUCCAAACGCCUGGGAUUCAAUCAGGUGUCAGCAGUCCCUUCUACGCACAAUCACGAGCUGGGUCGAACGAGAACCUCGCAGCGCUUGCUCACAGUCGACCUGUUGCACCUGCAGCACUGUCAUCUCGACUUGCCAAUGUGUCACUUGAUCCCUCUCAGCGAACAUCAUCAUACACUUCUAUACAUUCAGUCCACUCAGCGGGAUCUCCAGGAUUCAUGUCACCUACAUCAGCGCCCCAGGGGCCAGCUCCACGAUCAGAGCCUGCGACUGCAGCGCUUACCCGGACGAACAGUUCUGAAGAAUCAACCCGGAACUCGGCGGAACAUGUCGAUCUCGACGCCACUGAUCUCGCCGAGCUGAGCAAGGUGCCCAGCUAUCAGACAGCUGUUAAAACCCCAGCCCGCUCGCGUGCUGGCACUGGCGACUUGCUUCUACCCGAUUACCAGACAGCGCUCAGCGCUCCCCGAACACCUCCAGCAAACGAUAUCGUAACAGACCCUCUGGGUACAAUCUCGGAAGACCAGGAUGGCGAGGAUCAUAUCCAACAUGUCUCACGCCCAACCAGCUGGAUCACUGGUGGUCGUUCUUACACUGACGACGCUGCAACCUACCGAAGGUCGCAGAACCGCAACCAAGUCUUUUAA